This is a messenger RNA of Osmia lignaria (orchard mason bee), 1375 nucleotides long. RefSeq names its product ribosomal protein L3 (gene RpL3). Gene Ontology annotation, molecular function: RNA binding; structural constituent of ribosome. Lineage: Eukaryota; Metazoa; Arthropoda; Insecta; Hymenoptera; Megachilidae. The record is from RefSeq and is a predicted model, not a curated record. Gene Ontology annotation, biological process: translation. Gene Ontology annotation, cellular component: cytosolic large ribosomal subunit; ribosome.
GGGUAUUUCUUUCAACAAUAUUGGUGAUCUUGGUUCACUCGCCCGGCUAUAAAAGGAAACUUCCGGAAGUGUUUCCUCCAUUUUCAUCGGUGUUAAGAAGAUGUCACAUAGAAAGUUCAGUGCACCCCGUCAUGGGUCUAUGGGAUUUUAUCCCAAGAAGAGAUCCCAGAGGCAUCGCGGUAAAGUUAAGGCCUUCCCUAAGGACGAUCCGAAUAAACCCGUUCAUUUAACGGCUUUCGUGGGUUACAAGGCUGGUAUGACCCACGUGGUUCGUGAAGCUGAUCGUCCGGGAUCAAAGGUAAACAAGAAAGAAAUUGUGGAAGCAGUUACUGUUCUUGAAACUCCGCCCAUGAUUGUGGUUGGUGUAGUUGGGUACAUUGAAACCCCGCAUGGUCUGCGUGCUCUCACUACAGUUUGGGCUGAGCAUUUGUCUGAAGACUGUCGUAGAAGAUUCUAUAAGAACUGGUACAAGAGCAAGAAGAAGGCAUUUACAAAGGCUUCUAAAAAGUGGCAAGAUGAUCUUGGUCGUAAAUCCAUUGAGAGCGACUUGAAAAAGAUCAUUAAGUAUUGCAAGGUCGUACGAAUCAUUGCUCAUACUCAGAUGAAACUGUUGAGACAACGACAAAAGAAAGCUCACAUCAUGGAAAUUCAAUUAAAUGGUGGAACUAUUGAACAGAAGGUUCAGUGGGCACGUGAACAUCUAGAAAAGCCAGUACCUGUUAACAAUGUCUUUGCUUCGGAUGAAAUGAUCGACGUGAUUGGUGUAACAAAAGGAAAAGGAUACAAAGGUGUUACAUCGCGUUGGCACACAAAGAAAUUGCCACGUAAAACGCACAAAGGUUUGAGGAAGGUUGCUUGUAUCGGAGCUUGGCAUCCAAGCCGCGUGUCCUUCACGGUUGCACGUGCUGGUCAAAAAGGAUAUCAUCAUCGUACGGAGAUGAACAAGAAAAUCUAUAGAAUUGGGCAAGGAAUUCAUACAAAAGAUGGCAAGAUCGUGAAGAACAAUGCAUCAACGGAGUACGAUCUUACAGAAAAAACCAUAACUCCUAUGGGUGGUUUCCCUCACUAUGGUGAAGUGAAUAACGAUUUUGUUAUGAUUAAAGGAUGUUGUAUGGGACCAAAGAAACGUGUAAUCACGUUACGUAAGUCAUUGCUGGUGCACACUAAACGAGCUGCAUUGGAGAAGAUCAAUCUGAAAUUCAUUGAUACCAGCUCCAAAUUUGGACAUGGUCGCUUCCAAACAGCAGCUGACAAAGCUUCGUUCAUGGGUCAGCUUAAGAAAGAUCGAAUUCGUGAGGAACAGGCACAAGCUACAGCCUCAGCGCCUUCAGCUGCGGCUGCUCAAUAAAAUUUAUAUUGCAUAUUAUAAAAUAUA